UCUUUAUCUGAUAAGGGAAUGCAAUUCAAGUGCACAUGUAUUGGAUCCGAAAUAGGAACAUCAUGGGCAACGAUUUCAACAUUUUAAUAUGGCGGACAUGUUUAUGGACAGAUCCUUAUUGGCGACGCUUUACCUCUUAUGCUUAGGUGUUUCAACCGGAUUUAUUCUCAAUGGUGGUCAGAAAUGCACGUUCGAGCUAGACUGGUGCAGCUAUAGAAACGUGCCGGGAUACCCGAUUUCAUGGGCUCGAUACCAGAUGACCGAAAGUGACCACGUCGGCACUAGACCGGAUACGAACCAUUCUAUCCAUGUUUCCGAUUGGGUGUUGAAUCUUGAGAGUUCUGGACAUCCGGGCGACAUGGCAGCUCUAACCACAGGGACACAGUACUUCCCGUAUAAUCAGGUGUUCUCAGUUAACUUACAAUAUCGUACUGGCCAUAACCCCAUGUCCUUGACAGUCAACAUAACUGGAAGCAGCCGUGGCGAUUGGGCUCAUAGCUUCACUGAUACCGAUGAAAACUGGACAUCCAUUUGUCUUGACGCCAUAGUGAAAGGUCCCAUUGACGUAACUUUUAUCGGUGGGGUCGCUGGAAACGGAAGAAGCUACUUGGCGCUUGAUGACGUCACAAUAUCCUACGGGCGGUCUUGUAUCGGAUCGACGACAUUGGAAACCCCAAACAACGUGUCAUGCAGUUUUGAGACAGAAGACAGUUGCGGCUACACGAACUAUGACGGCGAAAACGACUUCGGAUUCUCCCGAAAACAAUCCUGGACAAUUUCAAACAAUACCGGAACGACUGUGGACCGCAAUGGAUUAGGAAGGUCGUAUAUGGCCGCUGUCGCACUGACCUCUCAAAUCGAGAAAGCGAAGCUUUACUCUCCGUCCUUCAGCUCGACGAAAAACCAACAGAGGGUUACGUUCUGGUACAACAUAAACGGAGAAGGCCCUCAGACCCUGAAGGUUUAUUUCACGGUUCAGUGGGUCCAAGGGAUUCCAUCUUUCAGGAAGACAAAAGACUCGCUGAUCCCUGCCUGGGAGAAGGGUUGCGUUGAUGUUACGGCUUCCUCCAACCUCGCCUCCGUUGUGUUCGAGGCCACAGUGGCCAGUGGCAUCGUAGCUGUGGACGAUGUCAGUCUUGAAGAUGGUGCAUGCGCAACUUUGACGUCAUAGAUGACGUUAUUGGCGAGAAGACCCAUAUGGGUCACCUGAGCAGUAUGACAAGGGAGAGUACACUUUCAACGAAACUAGACUUUGAAAUUCUCUAAUAGCAUUAUUCCAGUCACUUAAGUUUCUCAAAUUUAGUAUUCUAAGCAAAACCGAAACCGUUGAUUUGUACUUCUUUUAAUAAAAAUAAUAUGUACAAUUA
Messenger RNA from Dreissena polymorpha, 1367 nucleotides. Its product is annotated as MAM and LDL-receptor class A domain-containing protein 1-like. The coding region runs from base 89 to 1171 and encodes 360 amino acids. Gene Ontology annotation, cellular component: membrane. NCBI's taxonomy places the organism in Eukaryota, Metazoa, Mollusca, Bivalvia, Myida, Dreissenidae. The record is from RefSeq and is a predicted model, not a curated record. Gene Ontology annotation, biological process: nervous system development. The transcript is spliced from 9 exons.